This is a messenger RNA of Saccostrea echinata, 781 nucleotides long. Its product is annotated as oligodendrocyte transcription factor 2-like. Bases 2 to 781 code for a protein of 259 amino acids. The record is from RefSeq and is a predicted model, not a curated record. The transcript has a single exon. NCBI's taxonomy places the organism in Eukaryota, Metazoa, Mollusca, Bivalvia, Ostreida, Ostreidae. Gene Ontology annotation, molecular function: protein dimerization activity.
UAUGAGCGACCCCGCGCAGCAGACGACAGAGAGAAAUAUGUCAUCGACGUCAUCGUUUGAGUUGGACUCGGACGACGUGACCAUUGAUGACGGCGACGAUUCUCAGAAUUCCACUUCUAUGUCUUCCGUGUUUACAUAUCCCGAAAACCGUCAUCAAAGUAAUGAUAAGACACAGUACAAAAGUGAAAAGAAGAAAACUAUUGCCAGCAAGUGUAUGGACGAAAAAGAGGUACAAGAUCUAAGACUUAAGAUCAAUUCUAGAGAGAGAAGGAGAAUGCACGAUUUAAAUUCAGCUUUGGAUGGAUUACGAGAAGUGAUGCCCUAUGCUCAUGGACCAUCAGUUCGAAAACUUUCAAAAAUUGCUACACUAUUAUUAGCCAAGAACUACAUACUUAUGUUAAACAAUUCUUUGGAAGAGAUGAAGAAACUAGUGAGUGACAUUUACCAGAACCACCCAAACAGACCAAGAGCACCACCUGCUGCCCACUUGCACCAUUCCCACCACCUUCCUUCCCCACAUCUUUCCCCGGUAUCCUCCAUUACUCAGCUCCAGCAUCAACUUCACCCUGCUGAGGUUGAAAGCAUUCGUGCUAGUUCUUCUAAAGAGGGCCCAAUGACGCCAUUACCGAAUCCUCACGAGCGACAUAUGCUCCCACAUCGAUGGCCCGUGCCGUGCGCGUGCAGUCAAUGCAUGAUGGAUUCCAUGAGAAUGUCCUAUGGGACCAUAGCAACUAAGUAUCCAGGGGCAGCUCUACCGAGUCCGUCGUCCUUUCGGAAGUAA